Messenger RNA from Aphidius gifuensis, 607 nucleotides. RefSeq names its product protein archease-like. Gene Ontology annotation, cellular component: tRNA-splicing ligase complex. Bases 96 to 566 code for a protein of 156 amino acids. The transcript is spliced from 4 exons. Lineage: Eukaryota; Metazoa; Arthropoda; Insecta; Hymenoptera; Braconidae. Gene Ontology annotation, biological process: tRNA splicing, via endonucleolytic cleavage and ligation. The record is from RefSeq and is a predicted model, not a curated record.
ACUUUAAAACAAUAAUUUGAGGUUAUAAACGUUAUUUAAAAAAAUCAAAACAACAUUAUAAUUUAAACAAUUUAAUAAAUAAUUAUUAACAAAAAAUGGAUGAUGAAUUUACUGAUGAUGAUUACAUAAUUCCUACAGUUAAAUACGAGUAUCUGGAUCAUCCUGCAGAUAUUCAAUUGCAUUCAUGGGGUGGAUCACUUGAAGAAGCAUUUGAACAAUGUGCAAUUGCAAUGUUCAAUUACAUGAGUCCAAUAGAUGAUGUUGAAAUAUUACAAAAAUAUGAUAUUGAAUCAGAAGGACAUGAUUUAGACAGUCUAUUGUAUAAUUAUCUAGAUGAAUUAUUAUUUAUGUUUAGUGCUGAACCAUUUUUAAUUGCAAAAAAAAUUAAAAUAACAGAAUUUGACAAGACAAAUUAUCGUAUAAAAGCAACAGCAUUUGGUGAAGAAUUUUCACUUGAUAAACAUCAACAAGGAACUGAAAUAAAAGCUAUAACAUAUUCAGCAAUGAAAAUAAUUGAACCACCAGCUUCUGAUAAUUUUGAAGUAUUUGUAAUUGUUGAUAUUUAAUUAUUUGCAUAAAUCAAUAAAUUUAAAAAAUUAAAUAUUGA